This is a messenger RNA of Physeter macrocephalus (sperm whale), 2978 nucleotides long. It is a transcript of the gene AFG2B, whose product is annotated as AFG2 AAA ATPase homolog B. The transcript has 8 exons. Bases 489 to 2792 code for a protein of 767 amino acids. The record is from RefSeq and is a predicted model, not a curated record. Gene Ontology annotation, molecular function: ATP binding; ATP hydrolysis activity. NCBI's taxonomy places the organism in Eukaryota, Metazoa, Chordata, Mammalia, Artiodactyla, Physeteridae.
ACAUUAGCACCAGAGCACUCCAAAAUACUGUGCCCCUGAGGACUGUCGAGGUUUUUUCACAAAAUAGCAAAGUCUCUAGGCUGAUACUCCAAAAGCGCAGAUGGUGAUGCUCGAGUCCGGGAGCCAGGGAAAGAGAAUGCUAUGUGGCGACUCCCCAAACCACCAAGGUACAUGCUUAAUGACCUAGUGAAGGUAGCUUACGCUGCCUCCCAGACACCCGUGACGAAGGCCUUGUCCGUAAAGCUAUGGAAAGGACGACUGGAGUUCAUCAAACCCAGCACCACAGCAAACUAGCCCCGAGGGUCCGAGCGUUGUUUAACUUCGUCUAACUUUCCGAUUGGUCCUUUCUGCCUCAUGUAAGGGAUCGGCAACAGAUCCCUGGCGCAUGCGCAUCACGUGCUUCCGGCAGAGGAACUCUGUGUACCGGUCUUUCUGGCCCGGGUGGAAUUCCUACCCCACUUUCCUGGGCUUUGCGUCUUCCGUGAGCAAUGGCUCCGGACUCAGGUCCCUUUCCAGAAGGGCCGCUCUUAAAGCUGCUACCCGUAGACGCUAGGGACCGGGGCACCCAACGCUGUCGCCUGGGCCCGGCGGCCCUCCGCGCCUUAGGCGCGCACCUGGGCUCGGCGGUGGAGAUCUCGCUGCCUGACGGCGGCUCCUGCCUCUGCACCGCCUGGCCGCGGCGGGAUGGCGCGGACGGCUUUGUGCAACUGGAUCCGCAGUGCGCGAGCCCGGGGGCGGUAGUCCGGGCGCCGGGGUCCCGGGGGAGUCUCAACCUGAGCCGACUCCGGUUAGUGCCCUGCCCGCCCCUUCGGCUCCUUGCCGUGUGGCCGGUGUUGCGGGAGCUGGCGGGCGUGCCGGGUGCCCCAAAUCCAGCCGCGGUGCUGGAGGCGGCGCAGGAGCUGCUGAGGAACCGUCCGGUCUCUCUGGGCCACGUGGUGGCCGCACCUCCGGGCGCUCCCGGCCCGGUGGCCGCCCUGCACAUCGUCAGCGGGGCACCCAACCCGAAUCCGGCCGGGCUGGUCACCCCUCGCACCCACAUCAGUCUGAGCGGGCUACCUCCGUCGGAAGCGGAGCCGCAGCCCGAGGUGCUCCUGGGGGGCCUUUCCGAGGCGGCCGACUCGCUGCGGGAGCUCCUCCACCUGCCUCUCCGCUACCCCCGCGCCUUGGCCUCGCUGGGGCUAGAAGUGCCACGCGGGGUGCUCCUGGCCGGCCCCCCCGGAGUGGGCAAGACCCAGCUAGUGCGGGCCGUGGCCCGAAAGGCGGGCGCGGAGCUGCUGGCCGUGAGUUCCCCCACGCUGCAGGGCUCCCGGCCCGGGGAGACCGAGGAGAACGUGCGGCGGGUCUUCCAGCGCGCCCGGGAGCUGGCCAGCCGCAGGCCCACCCUUCUUUUCCUGGACGAGGUGGACGCCCUGUGUCCCCGGCGGGACGGCGCACACCAAGCCCCCGAGAGCCGCGUGGUGGCCCAGGUGUUGACGCUGUUAGACGGCAUCAGUGGGGGCCGGGAGGUGGUGGUUGUGGGAUCCACCAACCGGCCGGACGCGCUAGACCCAGCGCUGCGCAGACCUGGGAGAUUCGACCGAGAGGUUGUCAUUGGAACUCCCACACUUAGACAAAGAAAGGCGAUUCUACAAGUGAUUACCUCAAAGAUGCCCAUCUCCAGUCAAGUCAAUUUGAGCCUCCUUGCAGAAAUGACAGUUGGCUAUGUUGGUGCAGACCUGACUGCACUCUGUAGGGAGGCUGCCAUGCAUGCUCUGCUUCAUAGUGAGAAGAACCAGGACAAUCCAAUGAUUGAUGAAACAGACUUUCUUGAAGCUUUUAAAAAGAUCCAGCCCUCAUCAUUUCGAAGUGUCAUUGGACUGAUGGACAUCAAGCCUGUUGGCUGGGAGCAGAUUGGUGGCCUUGAAGAUGUAAAACUGAAGUUAAAACAGAGCAUUGAAUGGCCUCUGAAAUUCCCUCGGGAAUUUGUUAGGAUGGGCCUGACAGAACCAAAGGGAGUUCUCCUGUAUGGUCCCCCUGGGUGUGCUAAAACCACCCUGGUGAGGGCCCUGGCCACGAGUUGUCAUUGCUCUUUUGUUUCAGUGAGCGGAGCUGAUCUCUUUUCACCUUUUGUUGGAGAUUCAGAAAAAAUCUUGUCUCAGGUAUUUCGACAAGCAAGAGCAAAUACUCCAGCAAUUGUGUUUUUGGAUGAAAUUGAUUCAAUCUUGGGCUCUCGAUCAAUCAGCAGAACAGGAUGUAAUGUUCAAGAGCGUGUUCUUUCUGUUCUCCUAAAUGAAUUAGAUGGUGUUGGAUUGAAGACUAUAGAGAGAAGAGGAAGUAAAUCAGAUCAACAUGGUAAAUACAAGGAGCUGGAAAAAAACGAAGAGCUAGAGUUUCAGGAAGUUUUUAAUAGCAAUGUCAUGAUUGUUGCAGCAACAAAUAGACCUGAUGUGUUAGAUGAUGCCUUGUUACGGCCUGGAAGAUUAGACAAGAUUAUUUAUAUUCCACCUCCAGAUGAAAAGGGCAGGCUUUCUAUUCUGAAAGUCUGUACAAAAAACAUGCCAAUGGGGCCUGAUAUUUCCUUAGAAAACGUAGCAGCAGAUACCUGUUUUUUCUCUGGAGCUGAUCUUGGAAACCUCUGCAAAGAAGCCGCCUUGCUGGCUCUGCAAGAAAAUGGACUGGAAGCGACCACAGUGAAACAAGAGCACUUUCUAGAAUCACUUAAGACUGUAAAACCAUCCUUAAGUCACAAGGAUUUGACUUUAUAUAAAAACUUAUUUCAGAAACAAGGAUUUUCUAACUUAGAAGAUAUUUAAAAAUUAUUUUACAUACCUGCUUAAGGAUUAACUGAAAUGUGAACGUGCACUAUAAUUUGCAACUUCACACUUUGUGUGUGUUAUUUCCUAUAAAUAAAAAAACUUGUGCCUAAUAAGCUAAGAUUUCAUACUUACAGAAAAGUUAAAAGAAUAAUACAAAGAACUCUUAUAUACUCUUAACCCAGA